This is a messenger RNA of Pseudoliparis swirei, 2321 nucleotides long. RefSeq names its product adrenomedullin a (gene adma). Gene Ontology annotation, biological process: positive regulation of heart rate; adenylate cyclase-activating G protein-coupled receptor signaling pathway; adrenomedullin receptor signaling pathway. The record is from RefSeq and is a predicted model, not a curated record. Bases 846 to 1370 code for a protein of 174 amino acids. NCBI's taxonomy places the organism in Eukaryota, Metazoa, Chordata, Actinopteri, Perciformes, Liparidae. Gene Ontology annotation, cellular component: extracellular region. The transcript is spliced from 4 exons. Gene Ontology annotation, molecular function: adrenomedullin receptor binding; hormone activity.
CAGUUGGGCAUACUUACUCUAUUUAAUCAGUUACUCAAUGUUUUUCUUUUUCCAAAUCUCAAAUUCAUCAUCGAGUGUACUUUCAAAGCCAACAUGGAACUUCACUGUGUCAGGGAGUGCCCUAAAAAGGAGACUGUGGAAACAUUCCUUUAAUUAUAUUGUAUCCAAUUAGCCAGUUAGACUGAAAAGACACCGACAAAAACUAUAUCUAACUGACCUUAAGUAUCAGAUACAACUUUUUAUUUUGUGAUUAUUUAGAUUACUAAUACUCUCACUCUAUAGAAAGCAGUCAGCUUAGAUGAACACAUUGUACUUUUACUGGGACAAUUUGUAGUGUAUUGUGGGACUUACUGAAACUGAGGACCAUUGAUUUGUUGCCAUUGUAUCCAUAAACUGACAUAAAACAAACAACAUUUUAUGAGAGCUGUAAAACUUUGUUGAUUGCAUCAUAUAUAAUAAGCCGUGAAAAAGUUAAUGGCUCAGUGAAAGAGUGAACACAGGAUACGCAGAUUGUAUUACUUAUUCUAAAACUAUUUUCUUUUGUCAUUUUCAUGUCUAUUUCCAUCUUUUUCUGUGUUGGGUUGUCCUACGUGAGAGGCAGCACAGCAGCAGUGCACUGUAUGGGGUGGGGGGAAAGGAUGAGAGACUGUGUGUGUCAGUCAUGAGCCCCUCCCACCUCCUGUAUAAAGGCUCCCAGUCUGGUGUGUAGGAGCUAUUAGCAGAGUGAGACACAGCUGCCUCACAGAACCAGUAGGCAAUUUCAAGAAACCUGUGGAGUACUCUUUUACAGCUGACUGAGCUUUUCUCAUCCAUUUGAAUUGUAUCACUGAAUUACAGGAGUCAAAAUGCAGUUGAUCAUCCAGUCCUUUCUCUCGUGCUGUCUGCUGGCGACAGUCGCUCACUGUGUGGAACUUGAAGUGAAUCCGGAGUUGAAAAAAAGGCGAAGCAUAUGGCUCGGGAGCAGAUUGAGACGGGAUCUUGACAGUGUAUCAGUAGAGAAGACAGCAGAGUCCGAGUACUUCGUCAGACCGGAAGAUAUCAGGGAUACGUUGCUGCCACAUUCCAGCACUGACAUCAAUGUCCGAACCAAGAGGUCUAAGAGCUCAGGCGGUCAUUCAAGAAGACAAGGCUGUUCGCUGGGCACCUGUACAGUGCACGACUUGGCACACCGCCUGCACCAGCUCAACAACAAGAUGAAGAUCGGGAGUGCCCCUGUUGACAAGAUCAGCCCUCAGGGAUACGGCCGGAGGCGUCGAUCUCUCCCAGCGCACAGAGUCACACUGAGGCUAGAGCAGGGCAGGCUGAGGCCCGUGUGGAGCAUAAAUGAUUCGCAAAUUCACAAGCUCGAGGCUCUCCUCAGACGGACAUGAGCGGAACUUAGCAAGAGGAGUUGGGAACAAAAGCGAGGGAGUUAGUGUCCUCUCUCCGUUCUAAAAUUCUCGAAAUGCCUUAGACUUCUGCCAAGUAUUUCCCGGCACAUUUUUCAAGGCAUGAGAACUGAGUCAGAGCGAGACUGGCUGCACUGAGUUUCUAUAAAGGCAGAGCCUCGCAGCUCAGCCAUGUAGAGCGCGCAAACAACUGCAGCAGGCGUACAGACACUGGAUGGCACAGCGUGAAGCGAGCUACAGGUGCUGCUCUUUGCUUGGCAGAGGGAAAGGAAGAGUGCUAAUACCUGGAAAAGUGGACACUUCCUCUGGCUUAAGGAGGGAACUCCCUUCUAUCACUCUGGGACUUUACACAUUUCUUCCUCAAGGCCAGGACUUUGAUACGUGCUAUCCUCUAAGGAUUAUACCACCAUGUUCCAAACCGUCAGUACUUCUCUGCACUUUUCCAUUUGGACUGAAAUUCAAAUGAAUCAUCAGGAAAAGACAUCUUCAUCACAAUGCCAAACAGGAAAAUAGGCUAGAGAGCUCUGAAGAUCUCAGUUUAUAUAAAGUUUUGGACACUGUAUAAGGGGAAUGUCUUAGAUUGUGUGAGAUAUAUGUGCCACUCCAAAAUGGAUUGAAAUAUACUUGAAAUUGUUAUUGUUUGUACAAAACCAUGUGCAAUCUAUAUUUGUUUUUAUUUUAUUGUUAUAUAUAUAUGAAUCCCUUUAUUUAAAUAUUAUAUAAAGGUUACGUUAAAGUACUUAUGCAGAUAGAACUAUUUUUGUACAGGAAGAAAUAUAUAUGGGCAUUGUAGCUAUAUGCCAUUAUUAUUUUUGCAAUCUGUGGUAAUAGGAUAUGUGUUAUACAUAUAUAUAUAUUUGUAAAUGUGUUCUAUUUUAUUUGUGUCAAAGCAAUAGCAUUGUUAUUCAAUAAACGUUUUGCAUAGAAAAUCUA